Messenger RNA from Python bivittatus (Burmese python), 4241 nucleotides. NCBI's taxonomy places the organism in Eukaryota, Metazoa, Chordata, Lepidosauria, Squamata, Pythonidae. The record is from RefSeq and is a predicted model, not a curated record.
GACUAGCAUUCAGGGCCUCCUCCCAACAGCUAUUCUCACCAAGCUGGCCACGGAUUGCCUCCCAUCUGCACACACCAAUUCUUGUAUUGUGGAUAUGUAUGCUUUAUGUUCCACAGUUGCUGUGAGUCUAAUUGGAUCUGGCAGCAUAUAAACCCCCUACAUACCUAUUGGACUUUGCAAGAUGAAGUUGUCUCUCUGCCAUUGCCUUUCAGAACAUUUUCUUCAGGAACACAGGGAGGAGCUUACUCGACGUGUUUUCGGAGUGCAUGUUAUAUUGGAUGCUCUGAAGAUAAAUGGCAUAAUAACAGAAAAACAAAUUUCUGAAAUCAGAGGCACCAAUCAACGGAAGAUGAGGGAAUUGUAUAGAUGGGUGCCAAGCUGGAGCACAGAAAGCAAGACUGAAAUGCUGGACAUCCUCAGGAAAACCAACAGGCGACUUCUCUUUCAGCUUCAAGGGGGCCAUUUUGUGGACAGACAUAAAGAAGAACUGAUUGAACAAGUGACAGAGUUCCCUUUGAAUAAGCUUCAUCGCUACAUACGAAAUGAGAAGCAAUAUAAGUCUCUCCUUCAUUGUGCCACAGUGAAGACGAAAAUGAAAAGAUUGUUCCAGAUAGUUCAGCAGUGGGACGGGAGGCAGAAAGAUUAUCUGUACCGGGCACUGGCAAAAACCAAUAGACCCAUUAUUGAAAUGCUUGAAGAGGAGCAUUUUAUUGAAAAGCACCAGGAGGAGCUGAUUGACCAAGUCUCUGGGAUUGAUGAAGUGCUAUGCCGCCUCCAGUAUCAAGAGUCCCCUGUGUUCAAGGAUUUAUCAGAUAGAUGUAAAAUGAGAGAGUUAUACACGUUGGUAUUGAAAUGGAACAGGAAGCAAAAGGACCAUCUCUACAUAGUGCUGAAGGAAACAAAUGGGCCCCUUGUUGCAGAACUUCAUGAGGGCCAUUUUGUUGAGAGAUACAAGGAAGAGUUGAUCCAAAGAGUCAUUGGGGCAAAAGAUGUUGCAACUUCACUGCUUCACUUUACAAUCUGCACUCACCAACUUGAUAAUAUUAUUCGGAAAGAGACAGACAAGGAACAAAUGGAGACCCUUUACAAGAUGGUGCCUGGCUGGAACGGAGACUGGAAGGACCAUCUCUAUGAAGCUUUGAAGGAAACAAAUAGGGACCUGAUCAAAGAACUUAUGGAAAGAAAGAGAAGCAGCAUACAGGGCCUGACCCCUUACCCUUUUGCAAAGGAGAAAUGCUUGUGUGUAAGAGAAAAGGAUUGUUCAGAAAUACAACCAACUCUUGUUCUAGAUGCUAACAGGACUCUGAAGACAUACAGAAUCCACAUCCCUGAGGCAGGCACUUUUCUGUGCUCUGUCACUGAUCUCAAAUUUGAGGUGAGAGCAGCUGUGACCGUUGAAUACACUUACAGCUCCUGGAGCCAACACCUUUCUGAAUUUGUGGAGCCGGACUGGAUAGUGGCCGGUCCAGUGUUCGACAUCCAUGCCGAUCCAGCUGAAGUUGCAGCUGUUCACCUCCCUCAUUUUAUAUGCCUUCAAGGUGGCAGUGCUGAUACCUCUCGGAUGAAAAUAGGCCAUAUUGUUGAUGCGGGAAUAAUGCUGGAGAAGCCAUCUCAUAUCAGUCCAUUUCAUGCAGUGUUGAAGAAUCCCAGUUUCUCUUUGCUGGGUGUGCUGAUUAACCCUAUCUACAAUAAGUUUUUCCCCGUCCAUUCUGUGGUGCAGCUUUAUAAGAUAUGCAAGAAGACGACAACUCUCCAUCUCUAUCUCAUUCCCAAUGAUGGGUCUUUGAUACAGGCCAUCAAAGAAGAAGAGGAGAAAUACAAUUCAAUACUUGUACGGAAACACCCUCAGACAAAUAAACCACUGUACUUUGGCUCUCACUAUCAUAUAUCCAGCUCAAUAAACCUCACAGUGAAUCCCAAGGAACUGGAGUUUUCCUAUAAGAGGCCAGAACAGCUACAAUCGUUUUUGGAAAUCUACAUAAAAAAUUGCAGGAGAAUGCAUCUUAGUUUAAAAAAUAAAGACAACCGUGUUUGGGAUGCUUGGUUGGAACAAGAGGAUUUGCAGAAUCUAACAGAAACCACAGCCAAAAAACAAAGGACUCAGCAGGCAUCUCGUGCUUCUGGCACACAACAUCAAGAAAAAGAGUUACAUUUCAUUGAGGUCCAUCGGGAAGCACUGAUCCAGCGGACUGUCAAUGUGGAAGGAAUUAUGGAUAUGCUAUAUGGAGCUCGUAUUCUUGAUUUAGAACAAUACCAAAAAGUCUUAUCAAGGGGAACCAACCAGGAAAAGAUGAGAGAACUCUACCAGUUUGUGCCCAGCUGGAACUAUUCUUGCAAGGAUCAGUGUUAUGAAGCCCUGAAGAUGAAGAACAGGUUUCUCAUUGAAGACCUUGAAGAGAAAGACUAGAGGACAUCAAGUUGGAGUUGUUUACUAUAAACCAGGGGUAGCAAUUUUGGGGUAGCAAUUUUGACCAUACUUAACUCUUGGUGGGGACUGAGGAGAUAAAUUAAGUAUAGUCACAUAUUGCACUGGGUGGAAUUGGGAGGGACGUUUUGAAGGGUUGCUUUGCUUUAUAACUGUGAUGUGCCUAUUUUAAGGUGAACACUUCCCCCACAUAGUAGGAAACCUAUGUACCAUAGGUUUUCAGCAACCAUGGUCAGAGGAGUGUUUGAGGUCUGCAAAAGGGACCUUGAUAUGUGUCCCUCAGAUAGAGUUGCCCACCCCUGCUGUAGAUUCCUUAUCUUUUAAAAAUUCAGUUUACUUUUAAAAUGUGCAUGUAACUUCCACUUGGCUUGGACUGGCUCAAUAGAAUAUCCACACCAGGGCUGCCUUUGUGAGUCUCUUACAGCAAAGCCAUAAAAGAAUGAUUUGGUAUUUUAAAAAACAGAACCAGCCCCAUCAAUUUUUCUGUCUGACUGGGACAAGAUGGUGCCCAACUGCAAGUUGUCCCUUGUAGAAAACCCCAAAUGGCAGCCAACUGAACUUUCUAUGCUGAUGGUAAGGUGGGAUUUUCCACUUCACCUAACAACUGCAUAGCUUCAAGGGCACAGGACAAGUUGCAGGGCACAACCAGUUCCACCUCAACACUUCACUGCCAUUCCUAGUGGGUAGCCUCAUUCCAUCCAGUUAUACAGCUGCUUUUGGCAAGGGCCACAUAAUAAAGUGUGGCAUAAGUAUUCAUGGUCUCUUCGCUGCUUCUCCCAUGAAUGUGUUUUGACAUCAUCUAGGGCUAAGAUGCGUAGGGCCUCUGAGUCCCUCAGCAUCACCUGUGCUUCCUGGUGGUGUCUCCCAAACAUUCAGUCCCAGCUUGUAAUUACCAAGACAUUGACAGAAAUAAUAAAUUUCCAAUAAAUCUGGCGGUGGGCAUCAGUCAUAGCUCUUAAAGCAGAGUAGGGCACCGUUACGUGCCCCAAACUGGCAGUAUAUGAACAGGAGACCUUUCAUGCCACCAAACUACUGUAUGUAUCAUCACACAGUAGCAUUUCACUUUAGCCCUCUUCAGUGUCUUGCCCUCUGCAAAAUUGGAGGGAAGAUACAAUAAUACCCUUUUCGCAGAAUGACUUUGCCCCUCUGCAUUGGAAGAACUGGAUUUCCUAGCCAAGGUGUUCCUUCAGUGCCCUUUCUGCAGUAACCUAAGCUUUAUGCUUUUACGCAUAUGGCCAUCAAUAGACAUCCCUUUGCCAGAGGACAUCUGUUCCUAAUACUACCAGGAGAGUCACAACAUUUCUUUCAGCUGCUAUUUCCCUACAUAGGAAAUUAUUUUCUUAAUCCUCUGAUUCUAUUAAUGUAUAAUUUCAUUAUGUUCAUUUAACUCUCUUACACUGCAUCUAGGUUUUAUUUUUCCUGUUAUAUUUCUCAUUGGCCAAUAUAUGAUUUUACUUAUACAGCAUACAUUAUAUUCACAUACUGUAAGUUUGAGAAUUAAGCAUAAGAGAAGUUAUAUUGAGUUAAGAGAAUUACAUUGAGAGACUGGAAAGGUACUACUAAUACAAACAUCAAGGACUGGAUUUAAAAAAAGUGUAAUUGAUUGAUUUUUGAAAAAGCAAAAAAGACCUUUUUUCAACCAAAAAGUGACCAAAUAUUUUCCCUUUUGACAUAGUUUUAUAAUAUUUUACAGGGAUACACCAUUUUAUGGGUAAUUUGAUGUUUUGAUAUGUGGAGUAUAUUUAGUUGAUUUAUAUCAUUUUAAUAUGUUAAUUCUUAGGGGGUUUUGUACUUUUUAAAAUUUGUUUUGGUAGUA